Trematomus bernacchii (emerald rockcod) is the source of this 2262-nucleotide messenger RNA. RefSeq names its product leucine rich repeat containing 17 (gene lrrc17). The transcript is spliced from 5 exons. The coding region runs from base 415 to 1773 and encodes 452 amino acids. Gene Ontology annotation, molecular function: protein binding. The record is from RefSeq and is a predicted model, not a curated record. Lineage: Eukaryota; Metazoa; Chordata; Actinopteri; Perciformes; Nototheniidae.
AAGCAAAGGAGUGAAGGAGAGAAAGAGAGAGAGAGAGUGCAGCUUGUAUAAGGCAGUAGUCAAUCACUCAACACACCAGAGAGAGAGAGAGAGAGGCAGAGAGAGAGAGGCAGAGAGAGAGGCAGAGAGAGAUACUGUAGAGAGAGAUUGGAGGAGCAGCCGGCCGCUCGUCCCUCACUCUAGGCAAUAAGUUUAUAGGCAGCCCGGCAGAUUUUCUUGGCUCAGACGCAGCGCUCAUGACAGGAUUAGGAGCCGGGGACGCGGGACAAACCGGAGAUCUGCAGGUCCGAGUGGACGAGCCUGGGCCAGAUUCUCUCCCUGCACAGCUGUGACGGGCCUCCCGUGUCCCGUCACACCAAUCUUCCGACAACAGUCUUCCGAGGUUGACCCGAUUACCUCGUCUCCUCUCCCAUCAUGCGUCUCCUCAUCACCCUCCUCCUCCUGCUGCUCCUCGGGUCAGCUGAGCCCCGGAGAGGCCCUCGCUCAGGGGCUGUGGAGAGGGGCGCGAGGGGCCGGGUGCGGGGCAGAGACAGGGCCGGAGUGAUGAGACGUCAAACUCAGGAGUGUAAGGAAUACAUUGAGGCCGGAGAGAAGUACCUGGACUGCCAGGACAGGCAGCUGACGGCCGUGAUGCAACACUGGCCUAAAGAUAUUCACCACCUGCUGCUGGCAAGAAAUAAGAUUCAGGUUUUGCGGGACAACAUGUUCUCCCAGUUCUCCCAGCUGAAAAGCCUGGACCUGCAGCAGAACCACAUCUCGAUGGUGGAGGACGGAGCGUUCUCCGGCCUCUCAGCGCUCACCACCCUGCUCCUCCAGCACAACCGUCUGAAGACCGCCACCGAGGAGGUCCUGCUGCCUCUGCCCCGCCUCACCUACCUCCGUCUCUACGACAACCCCUGGAGCUGCAACUGCCAAUUGGACAGCCUGGUCAGGAACCUUCAGGUGCCUAGCAACCGCAACCUGGGCAACUACGGCAAGUGCGCGCAGCCCCUGUCGCUGAUGGGCCAGAAGCUGAAGGGGCUGAAGGUGGAGACGUUGUGCUCCGGAGACAACCAGGUGGACAGGAACCAGGGCGGCGGACAGGGGGCGGGACUAAGGCCUAAGCCAGCCAAAAAGACAGAGGCCACGUCCAUGUGCCAUACCUACAUGUUCCCCAAACCUCUGCUGGACUGCAGCAACAAAGAUUUGAGUAACAUCCCAUCUGACCUGCCGUCCGACCUGGUGAAGAUGGAUCUGUCCCGAAACACCAUCAAACAUCUCAGGCCCAAACAGUUCCUGCUGUCCAAAGACCUCAAGCUGCUCAACCUGAGCAGCAACAGCCUGCAACGUAUCGACACAGCUGCAUUUGCAGGCCUGCUGCACCUCCGUGAGCUGGACCUCUCCAACAAUAGCCUCCACUACUUCCAGUACGGUGUCCUGGAGGACCUCUACUUCAUACGGAAGCUGUCGUUGGACAACAACCCCUGGAUCUGCGACUACAACAUCCACUACCUGAACUACUGGCUCAAGCACCACCCCAACGUCUUCCACUCUGGCCUGAUCUGCUCUGAGCCGCCGGAGUUCAGGGGAUGGCGCGUCGAGAAUUACGUCAAGACCUACAACAGUGAAUGUCCCAAGGAUAGACAAAUUGGAGGGGGGGAUACAGGACAGGGAGGACAAGGGGGGACAAACAAUGAGGCAGUGGGGGAGACGGGUGAGGGGCAGGAGGAACGUCAGCCUCAGCCUCUGAAGGAGAUGAAGCAAAAAGGGAUUGAGAUAAUCAGGCUAAGUUAGAAUGGGGGGUGAUCGCGGACUGGUGGAGGUUAUAGGGGUGUUUGAUUAAAAUGCAGUCUUUGGAGAGGCUAAAUAGUUAAUAAUCAAAGGUAGACUCAGUGAUUUGAUGUUUAAACAUGAUGUGUAAAAGUACAAUCUUGGGAUAACAUCCAUUGUCUUGUUAGUAGUCAGCUUUUUCCAUCUUAUUUUAGGACAUUUUCGACAUUUCCUUUAACGAUUAUUAGUUGCUAAGUUUACCUUUAAACAAAAGUUAGGAGAUGCUCUUUCAAACCAGUCUGUAUCAGAUCUAAAACUCCCAACCAGGACAUCUCUUUGAAUUUCCCACACAAUGAACUGUAGGAGCUCUCCUUUUUAUACUGUUACAAUCAUUUUAAUAAUGAGUUUAGGAUAUACUUUUUUUCUCUUUUUAAAAGAAAACCUUUUGUAUUAAUUAAUGUACGGCAUUGUCUACCUGUUUCUGGAAAUAAAAUUGGGUUUAUUUUUUCUGAA